UUACUGUAAUAUGUUUAGCCCAUACUAUUUUUAGACAUACUUUAACUACGACAUACGACAUUAAUAAUUUCUUAUCAAAACAAGAAAAAACUAUGGCGUUCCUAAUUAGGCAAUUGGCGUUUUAAAUAAUUUGACUGGGGUUGAAUAUGGUCUUGGUGUUCAAAUACAUGUAUAAAUCUUCGUCAUAAGUUAAUUCAUACAAAUAGAUUCUAGUUUCCUCAAUUGCUAGUAACAAUGUCUGAACCUCCUAAUUCGAAAUACAUUUUAGCAAAUCCUCAAGUUGGUAUCUUACAUAAUUAUGGUCCUAAUUUAACUGCAUUUGAAUUCACUUCAACUCCUGAAAAAUUAGCUAAUAACGUUUUAUUAUUCGUUGCUGGUCUUAAUAAUGGUUUAUUAGACGUUCCUUAUUUACCUAAAUUAAGCGAAGCCAUUAAGAAAUUUGAAUCAAAUAAUAAUAAUGAGAAAUGGGUAUUGAUUCAAAUCUUAUUUACAUCUUCUUAUCAAGGUUGGGGUACUUCAUCGUUAAAAAAUGAUACAAGAGAUAUUUCAAACCUUAUAAAGUAUUUAAAAUCGGAAAAAGGUGGCAAUAGAAAAAAAGUGGUCCUUAUAGGCCAUUCAACGGGUUGCCAAGACACAAUUGAAUAUCUCACUAAGAAAUCGUAUGACUCAAAAUUUGAUCCAAAAACUACCAUUGAUGGUGGUAUCUUACAAGCUCCAGUCUCCGAUGUGGAAGGUUUACAGGUUGCAUCAAAAUUAUCUCCAUCAGAGUUUGCUAAAGUUGUUCAAGAAGUUUAUGAUGAUUAUAUAUCACAAAAUAAACAGAAUCAUAUCUUACCGGAAAGAUUUAGACGUAUUGCUUUCGGAUCUCCGAUAACUGCUUAUAGAUUCUAUUCGUUAGCUCAUCCAAGAGGCGAUGAUGAUUAUUUCUCCAGUUACUUAACAGCUGAGGAUCAUGCUUUAUCAUUUGGAAAGAUUAAAACUCCUAUAUUAGUCUUAUAUGGAUCUAAAGAUGAAUUUGUUCCCGAAUAUGUCAAUCGACAACAAUUAGUUGAUUCAUGGCAAAGGGCCACUGAUGCAAAAUACUGGUCCCCAUUAAGUAAGUGGAUGAUUUUAUAG
This is a messenger RNA of Scheffersomyces coipomensis, 1116 nucleotides long. RefSeq lists its product as uncharacterized. The record is from RefSeq and is a predicted model, not a curated record. The coding region runs from base 235 to 1116 and encodes 293 amino acids. The transcript is spliced from 2 exons. Lineage: Eukaryota; Fungi; Ascomycota; Pichiomycetes; Serinales; Debaryomycetaceae.